CUUCCCUUUUAUUUUACUUGCAAAAGUCAAGUUAAGCAAUCGUUUGCAAAGUUUGCUGCAGCAAUAGCAUCUUUGCUUGUGCAACAAAAUGCAAUAGAGAAAUUAUCUAAUUGUUUGUUAGCAAAACCCGUUACUAAAGGUUUGUUAUCUAGUCAGCGUUCAAACUUUGUAGGCUGCUUGGAAAUACUACAGAAGUGGGCGGUGUUCCCAUGAUGAGAAAGUCAGCAAGAGAUUGAACGGUUGCUUGAUCCAUUUUUACAGCUGUAUACGACAGAGAAUGGCACGGGGAACUAAGGCUUAUUAAACCAGGCUGAGGACAGGUAGAAGACACCGAGACUCAAGCCGGGGAGGGAGGCGGAGCUCGGAACGGCCUGGAUACACUCCAAGGAGCCGCCGCCGCGCUCCGCCCUCAGCCUGGCGCCGGGCGGGCCCGGGGAGCUGGAGCGCCCUGCACGCCGGCCCCGGCAGCUGUUGCUGCACGGGCCCCGCCGCGCUGGGCCGCAGUUGCAGUUUAAAGCACACUGGCAGCCCCAUACUCAGACAAGAGAUAAACUUGAAUAUGACCUUACUCUUGAAUCUGACAGUGACAACGUGCACUAGUGCACGGCCUUCUGAGCAAAGCUGUGUGUUUAAAAUGGAAGUUGAUGUGAAUGGAGAGUCCAGAACUGCCCUCUCCACCCUCUCUGUGCCUCUUGCAGAGGUGAGUUCUGCAGCCAGGAUGGAAGCAGAAAAGCCACGCUGUUCCAGCACCCCCUGCUCACCACUGAGGCGGACAGUUGCAGGAUAUCAGAUCCUUCACAUGGAUUCUAACUACCUGGUUGGCUUCACAACUGGAGAGGAGCUGCUAAAAUUAGCCCAUAAGUGUAUUGGAAGUGAAGAGAGUAAAGGAGAAUCUGGUCCUAACUUGGGCUCCAAACAUCUUGAUUCAGGACUUUCACGUUCCUCACGUUUGUACAAAACUAGAAGUAGGUACUACCAGCCAUAUGAGAUCCCAGCAGUAAAUGGAAGGAGGAGGAGACGGAUGCCCAGCUCAGGGGAUAAAUACAAUAAAGCUUUACCAUAUGAACCUUACAAGGCACUUCAUGGUCCCCUUCCUCUCUGCCUUUUGAAAGGUAAAAGGGCUCAUUCAAAAUCCCUAGACUACCUCAAUUUAGACAAAAUGAGCAUUAAGGAACCUGCUGACACAGAAGUGCUACAGUACCAGCUCCAACACCUUACUCUUAGAGGGGAUCAUAUGUUUGCAAGGAAUAGCACAUGAGCUAUCAUCUCAAAUUUAGAAAUGAUUUCUGAUCUUUUGUCUGUUGCUGCAGAAACCCACUGUUGUACUGUAUACAUGACUGUCCACAUUGUAGGUGGUUUUAUCAGCUCAAGUGUUACUAGGAAGUAAUUUAUUUGAAUACAGUCUUGGCAAUGCAGUGUUCUACAAAUGCUUGGAGAGAGAAAUCUUUCCUGAUCAAGCAGAUUUGACUGCAACUAGUGUAUAUUUCUUUGGACACAUUUUAACAAAAAAAAAAGCUUUUGUUUUUUGGGAUUUUUUUUUUCUCUACUGCUUCUGUUUACACAACAGUAAUUCAACACUGAAAAAUUUGUGAUACCUGCUUGGUUGUUGCUAAUUUUGGCUUGAUAUUAGAAACUGCUCUUAAGUACCCAAGGAGGUUUUUUGGGUUUACUUUUUGUUUCUGUAGUAAAAUGUAUGCGUUUUUCUUACAGCAUGGACAGGAAAGUGAGCUUGACUGGAUGAAUCACUUGCUAUUUAAACAAUCCAAUUCAUACAUUUUGAGACUGCGCUUGUAGUGGUGAUGUGGGUGAGAUUCGUUCAUAAAAGAAACAUUUGCUACUUGAAUCCUAUUAAAUUAUUUUUUUAGUUUCUGCAUGGAAGUAAUUGCUUUGUCCAUUUUAUAUUAUGAAACAUGUUCAGAAUAAAUCUUUAAGUUAUUUAAAACAAA
Messenger RNA from Vidua chalybeata, 1946 nucleotides. It is a transcript of the gene MACIR, whose product is annotated as macrophage immunometabolism regulator. NCBI's taxonomy places the organism in Eukaryota, Metazoa, Chordata, Aves, Passeriformes, Viduidae. The coding region runs from base 560 to 1258 and encodes 232 amino acids. The transcript has 3 exons. Gene Ontology annotation, biological process: negative regulation of fibroblast migration; negative regulation of cytokine production involved in inflammatory response. The record is from RefSeq and is a predicted model, not a curated record.